UAAAGCCCAUAAACCCUCAGCCCAUACAAUUGUGCCUUCUUUUCUUUCCCGCCGGCGCCGCUGGCUCCUUCUUCUCUUUCUUUAUUUUUUUCCAUCUUUUACGGUGCUUUUCUCCCUAUCGGCCAUCACGACUUCUUCUUCAAAAGCCAAUAGCAGUGUCGGGAGGAUUAGACGCAUAUCCACGGGUGUGGCCGCCGUUCUGAAUAUAGCCUUGUAGCUGACACUCCUUGCGCUUGUGUUUUGCCCUUGCAAUUUAUCAUCUCCUCUACCCCUUGAGGAUGAAGAUAAAAGAAGCUAAUGCCGGCGCACUUACCAAUUUCGAAGUACUCGAUUUUCUACGAUCUCGAGGGGCAUCGAAGGAUCCGACAAGAGUUAUUGUUCCAAUAGCACCAUCUGAGUUCAAGGUUUAUGAUUACUUGGUAGAGAGUGCCGCUUGCAAUCAAACGAAAGAACAUGUCAAGGAGUUCUUGGAAAGGUGUAAAAGUUAUAAACUUGCAAAAGCUGAGGUGCUCAACAUCAUCAACCUCAGACCAUCUGCAUUAGUUGAAAUUGACCCGAUAAUAGAGGAAUCUGAGAAACGAUUUGGGGAACAACUAGAAGAGCUUGUUAAUUUGGUGGUAGAGGUGUUGCCAGAGCCUCCUACACAAAAACUUCCUGAACCAGAAAGCAAUGAGGUUAAAGAAGACACCGUGGAUGGAAAAAACAUGGAUGAGAAUAAAAUGGAAACUGAAACAGGUGAACAGAUCGACAAGGAUCAAACAGAGCCAAAUGAAGAUGGUGAGCAAAUUGUGGUUAGUUAAUGCCCCUCCAUGCCUGAUAAUUCCCAUGACAAUGGUGCUCCUGGUUUUGCAUAUAUAUUAUGAACUGAAGUUCAUGCAUUAGGAACCUCUAUAACCAGUGGAAUUAUCCUAGUUCUUUUUUUCUUGAAGCAGAUGAUAUGUAAAGUUGAAACUCUAUUUUGCUAUAUCAUGCCCUUUAGCUAUAA
Messenger RNA from Gossypium arboreum, 985 nucleotides. RefSeq lists its product as uncharacterized. NCBI's taxonomy places the organism in Eukaryota, Viridiplantae, Streptophyta, Magnoliopsida, Malvales, Malvaceae. The coding region runs from base 279 to 800 and encodes 173 amino acids. Gene Ontology annotation, molecular function: nucleotide binding. The record is from RefSeq and is a predicted model, not a curated record. Gene Ontology annotation, cellular component: RNA polymerase III complex. The transcript has 5 exons. Gene Ontology annotation, biological process: transcription initiation at RNA polymerase III promoter.